Molecule: messenger RNA, 2441 nt
Organism: Pollicipes pollicipes
Lineage: Eukaryota; Metazoa; Arthropoda; Thecostraca; Pollicipedomorpha; Pollicipedidae
Product: serine proteinase stubble
Exons: 7
Coding region: 13-2304 (763 amino acids)
Biological process (GO): proteolysis
Molecular function (GO): serine-type endopeptidase activity
Source: RefSeq, a predicted model, not a curated record
GCCGCCGUCAGGAUGAGGGCUGCCCUGGUGCUGUGUGUGCUGCUGUGCGCCACGCUGGCCGGCGGCGCGCCCAACCUGCUGCCGGGAGACCCGAGGCUGUCCGACCCCAACCACCAGCAUCACCACGGCGACCACGGCCACGACGACCACGGCGAUCACGGCGACCACGGGCACCACGGAGACCACGGCGACCACGGAGACCACGGGCACCACGGAGACCACGGCGACCACGGAGAUCAUGGCGACCACGGCGAUCACGGCGACCACGAUCACGGGAAGCAUGGAGCUCACGGAGAUCACUCAGGAGAGCACGGAGAUCACGCUGGGGAGCACGGAGCACAUGGAGACGAGCACGACCAUCACGAUGGAGCCCAGGCUUCUGCCGAUCUGGGUGGCGUGUCUUCCGAACUGUUGCCGCCCUCCUCCAGCACCGUAGACUACGGAGCGGGUAUAAACGUAACACCGCGCAAGCCGGGGCACGUGGGACACUACAACCCGUUCCUGCCGGAAUACGAUGGACCUGCCGGCGGACGAACGGGAGCCCAGCGGACACAAGCGGCACCCUUCAUCAGCCAGCGGCAGGCUGCUCCGCGACAGCAGUUCCAGCAGCAGCCACAGCAGUACCAGCAGCAGCAGCAGUUCCUGCAGCAGCAGCGGUUCCAGCAGUCACAGUUCCAGCAGCCGCGGUUCCAGCAACAGCAGUUCCAGCAGCAGCAGUUCGUCACGUCGCGUCCCUUCAUCCCGAUCCGGCCGGAGGAUCUCAACCGCAACCCGGGCACGGGUAACUCCGGCCCGAAGGGUCCGGUCGCCGCCUCGUGCGCCUCGGGACUACUCUGCGUGACCGAGUCGAGCUGCGACCCGUACACUGGAUUCAUCGUAGGCAGCCUGGACCGUCCGUCGGACCCGUCGCUGCCGACGGUGGCCCAGCAGCGCUGCGCUCUGGCCGGCUUCAGCUCCGGCGUCUGCUGCCAGCAGAAGCCCAAGCCGUUCGUCGACCCCAGUGCCAACCUGAUCAGCGGCGCGAACGUCUUCCAGAACGGAGCGAGGCGGGGCAACGUUGGCACCACGAGCACGCAGUUCCGUCCCGUGCCGGCGGGCCAGAGGAGCGACUACACCAGCAACCCGUUCCUCAGCGGCGCCUUCGCCGCGCGCGACCGUGGUCAGAGCCAGACGUCGACCCCCGCCGGGCAAAGGCAGUUCGGCUCCAGCCUGGAGCAGCCCCAGAGCGGCUCCUCGGCCCAGGGCGCGGGGCAGAUCACCUGCAGCUUCGGGCAGCAGUGUGUCGAAGUAAACCGCUGCGGAGCCGACGGCUUCGUGACCAACAGGGCAGCGCUGGGCAAUCGUAGCCCCACCCUGACUACGUACUGCCGCACGACGUUCGGCGGCAGGGGCGUGUGCUGCCGCCCUCGGCAGCAGCAGGCUGCGCCGGCGGGCGUCCAGCAGGGCUCAAUUGGCGGGUCCGGGGCCUCAAGCUCGCCGACCUGCGGACAGAGCAACGUCAUCGGCGCGGCCAGCGCUCAGUCCGGCCAAGCCGGCUUCGGCGAGAUGCCGUGGCAGGCGAUCAUCUACUAUACCAACAACACGUUUGUCUGCGGCGCUACCCUCGUCAGUGAGCGGCAUGUCGCGACAGCAGCCCACUGCCUCAAGUACAUGAAGCCGGAUGAGAUUAAGGUGCGCCUCGGCGAGCACCAGAUCUUCUCGCUCAGAGAGCCCUACCCCUACCAGGACGUCGGCGUCUCCGUCAUCCACAUGCAUCCAGGUUUCCGCGAGGGUCCCCUGUUUAACGACGUGGCUGUGCUGGAGCUGAGCCGCCCGGCGCUGCUGGGGCCGCACGUACAGCCAAUCUGCCUGCCACAGGCCGGCCAGAUCUUCACCGGGCGCUGCCUCGGCUCCGGCUGGGGCAAGAUCGCCUUUGACGACGAGUACGCGGCUGUCCUCAGAAAAGUGGAGCUUCCUAUCGUCGCUUACAGUGUUUGCCAGGCCAACCUCAAGAAGUCAGGUUUGGGAGACCGCUUCAGGCUAGACAAGAGCUUUAUCUGCGCCGGAGGAGAAGAGGGAAUCGACGCUUGCAGGGCCGAUGGUGGCGGACCGCUAGCGUGCCCGGUGGACGGCUCCUACGUCCUGGCGGGCAUCACCUCCUGGGCGCUGAACUGCGGCGAGCGCGACGUGCCCGGGGUGUUCGCCAGCACCGUCACCGCUCUCGACUUCAUCCAGAGGAGCAUGGGCAUCGCCACCGGCCCUGCCAGCACCAGCACCAUCCAGCGGGCGAACCAGCCCGACAGAAAUGUCUCUUAUGGCAGAUAGAUGGAAAAAGGUGUCUUGAUGUUGCCUCUUCCACGUUCCGCUGCAGCCUUGCAGCAGGGACAGAUAUGCGGCGAUUUCGGACGUGACUGAUUACCGGGCAUGAGUUUCCGAAAGUCCUGAAUACAUCAUUGUCACGA